UUUGCACAGGUUUAUUUGCUCCCUGAUAAGAAGAAAAAGUUCGAGACGAAAAUUCACCGGAAGACAUUGGAUCCGGUUUUUAACGAGUCAUUCGUCUUCAAGGUACCCUAUUCAGAGAUAGCCAAUAGGACGCUGGUCUUCACGGUUUACGAUUUCGACAGAUUCUCCAAGCACGAUCAAAUAGGUCAGGUCAGAGUUCAACUGAACUCAAUUGACCUGGGUCAGAUUGUCCAUGAGUGGAGAGAUCUAACCAGUCCAGAGGGAGAUAUUGAAAAAGACAGUAGAUUAGGAGAUAUAUGCUUCUCUCUGAGGUACGUGCCGACGGCCGGCAAGUUAACGGUCGUCAUCCUGGAGGCAAAAAAUUUGAAAAAAAUGGAUGUUGGAGGACUGUCUGACCCGUACGUGAAACUCUGCCUGACGAUGAAUGGAAAGAGACUGAAGAAGAAGAAGACGACAAUCAGAAAGUGCACUCUCAAUCCAUACUUCAAUGAGUCCUUCAGCUUCGAAGUACCCUUCGAACAGAUACAAAAAAUCACCCUGAUUUUAACGGUAGUCGAUUAUGAUCGGAUCGGUUCUUCCGAUCCGAUCGGUCGAGUCAUACUUGGCUGCAACUCGUCUGGCACGGAGCUACGCCAUUGGUCAGAUAUGUUGGCCAAUCCGAGGAGACCAAUCGCCCAGUGGCACGCCCUCAAAGAACUUCCGGAUAAAAAUCAGGGAGGGGAUGAUGAUUAG
Messenger RNA from Helobdella robusta, 732 nucleotides. RefSeq names its product synaptotagmin 1b (gene Syt1b). The transcript is spliced from 5 exons. NCBI's taxonomy places the organism in Eukaryota, Metazoa, Annelida, Clitellata, Rhynchobdellida, Glossiphoniidae. The annotation marks the transcript as partial. The record is from RefSeq and is a predicted model, not a curated record. Gene Ontology annotation, cellular component: synaptic vesicle membrane; dense core granule; axon. Gene Ontology annotation, molecular function: calcium ion binding; clathrin binding; phosphatidylserine binding. Gene Ontology annotation, biological process: regulation of calcium ion-dependent exocytosis; synaptic vesicle endocytosis; cellular response to calcium ion.